Messenger RNA from Tinamus guttatus (white-throated tinamou), 1998 nucleotides. NCBI's taxonomy places the organism in Eukaryota, Metazoa, Chordata, Aves, Tinamiformes, Tinamidae. The record is from RefSeq and is a predicted model, not a curated record.
CAGGUCCCCAACUACCUCCCGUCCAUCAGCGCGGCCAUCGGGGGUGAGACCCCGCAGCGCUACGUGUGGCGCCUCUGCAUCGGCCUCCACUCGGCGCCCCGCUUCCUCGUGGCCGUGGCCUACUGGAACCACUACCAGAGCUGCCCCUGCGCCCACCCGCGCUACCUGCGCCUCUGCCACGUCAACCUGCUGCUCAACCUGCUGGAGAACGGCGCGCUGCUCGUGCUCACCUACGUGUCCUCCUCCGAGAACUACGUUCCUGGUGCCAGCCCAGAUGGGUUCCUGGUGCCAGUCAGCCUGGGUUGCUGGUUCCUGGUUCCUGGUGCCAGCCCAGCUGGGUUCCUAGUUCCUGGUGCCAGCCCAGAUGGGUUCCUGGUGCCAGUCAGCCUGGGUUGCUGGUUCCUGGUUCCUGGUGCCAGCCCAGCUGGGUUCCUAGUUCCUGGUGCCAGCCCAGAUGGGUUCCUGGUGCCAGUCAGCCUGGGUUGCUGGUUCCUGGUUCCUGGUGCCAGCCCAGCUGGGUUCCUAGUUCCUGGUGCCAGCCCAGAUGGGUUCCUGGUGCCAGUCAGCCUGGGUUGCUGGUUCCUGGUUCCUGGUGCCAGCCCAGCUGGGUUCCUAGUUCCUGGUGCCAGCCCAGAUGGGUUCCUGGUGCCAGUCAGCCUGGGUUGCUGGUUCCUGGUUCCUGGUGCCAGCCCAGCUGGGUUCCUAGUUCCUGGUGCCAGCCCAGAUGGGUUCCUGGUGCCAGUCAGCCUGGGUUGCUGGUUCCUGGUUCCUGGUGCCAGCCCAGCUGGGUUCCUAGUUCCUGGUGCCAGCCCAGAUGGGUUCCUGGUGCCAGUCAGCCUGGGUUGCUGGUUCCUGGUUCCUGGUGCCAGCCCAGCUGGGUUCCUAGUUCCUGGUGCCAGCCCAGAUGGGUUCCUGGUGCCAGUCAGCCUGGGUUGCUGGUUCCUGGUUCCUGGUGCCAGCCCAGCUGGGUUCCUAGUUCCUGGUGCCAGCCCAGAUGGGUUCCUGGUGCCAGUCAGCCUGGGUUGCUGGUUCCUGGUUCCUGGUGCCAGCCCAGCUGGGUUCCUAGUUCCUGGUGCCAGCCCAGAUGGGUUCCUGGUGCCAGUCAGCCUGGGUUGCUGGUUCCUGGUUCCUGGUGCCAGCCCAGCUGGGUUCCUAGUUCCUGGUGCCAGCCCAGAUGGGUUCCUGGUGCCAGUCAGCCUGGGUUGCUGGUUCCUGGUUCCUGGUGCCAGCCCAGCUGGGUUCCUAGUUCCUGGUGCCAGCCCAGAUGGGUUCCUGGUGCCAGUCAGCCUGGGUUGCUGGUUCCUGGUUCCUGGUGCCAGCCCAGCUGGGUUCCUAGUUCCUGGUGCCAGCCCAGAUGGGUUCCUGGUGCCAGUCAGCCUGGGUUGCUGGUUCCUGGUUCCUGGUGCCAGCCCAGCUGGGUUCCUAGUUCCUGGUGCCAGCCCAGAUGGGUUCCUGGUGCCAGUCAGCCUGGGUUGCUGGUUCCUGGUUCCUGGUGCCAGCCCAGCUGGGUUCCUAGUUCCUGGUGCCAGCCCAGAUGGGUUCCUGGUGCCAGUCAGCCUGGGUUGCUGGUUCCUGGUUCCUGGUGCCAGCCCAGCUGGGUUCCUAGUUCCUGGUGCCAGCCCAGAUGGGUUCCUGGUGCCAGUCAGCCUGGGUUGCUGGUUCCUGGUUCCUGGUGCCAGCCCAGCUGGGUUCCUAGUUCCUGGUGCCAGCCCAGAUGGGUUCCUGGUGCCAGUCAGCCUGGGUUGCUGGUUCCUGGUUCCUGGUGCCAGCCCAGCUGGGUUCCUAGUUCCUGGUGCCAGCCCAGAUGGGUUCCUGGUGCCAGUCAGCCUGGGUUGCUGGUUCCUGGUUCCUGGUGCCAGCCCAGCUGGGUUCCUAGUUCCUGGUGCCAGCCCAGAUGGGUUCCUGGUGCCAGUCAGCCUCAGCAGGGCAGGGUGCAGUGCAGAACAAUGCAGUGCAGUGCAAGGCAGAGCCAUGCAGCACAGCAAGGUGCAGAGCUGA